Molecule: messenger RNA, 2648 nt
Organism: Phacochoerus africanus (Common warthog)
Lineage: Eukaryota; Metazoa; Chordata; Mammalia; Artiodactyla; Suidae
Exons: 6
Coding region: 1-654 (217 amino acids)
Source: RefSeq, a predicted model, not a curated record
AUGACGUGUGGAGGUGCUAACGAGGACUCGCAGCAUCUGCAGACAGCGACCGAGCGUCUCCGUGCCAGGCGCCGGGGAUACAGACAUGAACUAAGACUUGCCGCCACAAACGACCAGAAGACUGAGCAAAACAGCAGGCCUCCCACGCCGGGCUCUCUGCUGUCCCUGGUGGCGGCCACCAAGUUGCCCCGGCUGCAGAUCCGCGCUGACGGUGCGGUUGUUUGGACUACAUUUCCCAUCAGCCCUUUCGCAGCACCGCGAGAGCUCCGGCGAGACCGCGGAGAAGACCUGCGCUCGGGCGCGACUCCGCCCUCUUUUCGAGAACCGCCGCGUGGCUGGAGUCAUGGCGGCCUCAGCGGUGUCCGAGAAAGGCCGGCAAACUCUUGCCUUUGGCGGCGGCCGUGCUGUGGCAUCUGCGGCAACGGUGAGACGCAGACCUGCAGGUUGAACCUUAAAAGUGACGAAUGGAGCCUUGAAAUUAAAGAUGUUGGCUCUAGACUUGAAAAAAGACCCAUGAAAACCGUCAUCCGAAAGCGGUACAGUCUCAGCCUCAGUUUGAGGCCGAAAAGGAAGCUCCGGAAGAAGACGCUAGCAGCAAUGCCCCGCUGGCUGCCCUGGACCCAAGGCAGAAUUUCCCUUGUGUCUGCAGUGUGAGGCAGAACGGUUUUGCCUGGAGCAAGUGAAACGAUUCCUCUCCUGCUGUUAUUAGUAAGCUUUCUGUUUCCUUCUUACGUGUCCCGAAGCAGCCCCGCAAGCCUGUGAUGGCUGGUUAUCCCUGUCUGAAAGGCUCGACUGAGGGAGAAAAUCUGUUCUGAGGCUUCAGGGUUUGGCGCUGUGCUCUUAAAGGCAGUCGAAGCUUAAUAAGGGCUCAAGUCGAACGGACUCCAGAGGGGAUUGUGCUCACCCUGCUGAGACCCUGGUCCUGGUGCACUGUCCCUCUGCACCUUAAAGACAAGUGUCGCCAUUGCCCUGUCAGGCUCUAGGUCCCCCAGUUAAUGGCUCAGAGGGCACAGGCCAUAAGGGGGGCAGAAAUGGGCAAGUGGCCUGGAUUUGGUUUAUGCUCUUGUUGUGGAAUGAAAAGAGUGCUUGUCACACACAUUUCAAGAAAAUGAAUGGGCUCUUUGAAACAGCCAGGAAUGGCCGACGAAUGCCCGCUGUGGCAGCGAGACUGCUCUGGCACUCUGACCUCUUGCCCCCUCUACCACACCCUGACCUUCAGAAAAGGAGGGGUACCAUGGCACUGGCAGAGCCCUUUGGCUUCCUGGGGCUUUGCCAACACCAGGGAGCUCUCCUGCGGUUGGCGCUCCCAGAGUGGCAUGACUGGCAAGGGGCGGCAGCUUGGGCAGCAGGGGGCUGGGUUGCCCGGCACGUGAGUGAGAGAGUAGCAGAGUGGUGCUGGGCUGGGAUGGUGUCUGGCCUUGUUUGCAUUUAAAUGCCAGGCUUGACGUGGACACAGAUUCUUUCUUUUCUGUUGAAAUUGGGGAGCGUGUGCAGCUCUUAGGUCCAAGGUCACAUAUUUGUUCGGUCAGCAAGGAGGCUAUAUUUGGGGUGAGAUUUAAAGAGCCUGAAAACUGGACCUGUAGCUCAAGGUCUGAAGUAAACCAAAGUGCGAGAGGACGUGUAAGUGGGGACGUCUGCCUGCUGGGGUACGGCUGGCUGCGGAGGGGGCUUGACUGCUCUGUGGGACGCACGGGAACCUUAAGUCUCUCAUCCGGAGGGGGUUCGAUGUGACUGUCCCAGGACUUGAUGGCUGCCCUGUACUGGCCACUGGCCGGACUCUGCUCCCUCAGCCCUGAACCCCAGAAAGGAGCACUGGACCUACAUGCCUGCACCGAAUCAGUCUGAUUGUGCCUUCCACACACGCAGGCCUGAUGAUGGGUUGCUUGGAAUGAGUUCUAGGAUCGCCGUUCUCUAAGUUUUUUCUUUCAAGGGAACCUUCGCUUUUGAGUCAACCUAGUAGGCUGUUGCGUCAGGUGAUUCUUCUUUGGUUUUACAGGUUGUCUCCCUGCGAUGCCAGACGGGAUCAGCCCAGCCCCGGGAGCUCGUUGCUGCCGCCUGUAAAAUACCCUCCCCACCCAAGAGACUCAUUUAAGGGUUUCAGGAGCUGCUGUUGCGGCCCAGUGGGCUAAGAACCUGACAUAGUCUCUGUGAGGGUUCGAGUUUGAUCCCUGGCCUUGCUCAGCGGGUUGGGCAUCCAGUGUUGCCCUCGUCUGUGGUGUAGGUUGUGGGUAAGGCUUGGGUCUGGCGUGGCUGUGGCUGUGGCGUGGGCUGGAGCCUCCAAUUCGACCCUUAGCCUGGGAGCUUCUGUGUGCCGUGGGUGCGACCCUAGACAGAACAUAGAAGAGUUACUUGAACUUCAUCUUUGGGAGUAGUCAGAGACAUUUUGUCUCGGAAGAUCUUGGGCAGUUAGUGAAAUGAGGUAGGACUAAGAACAUUCAGAACAACACAGCUUAGGUGUGUUGAGGUACAGCUCGCGGUGCUGGGACUGCAGCGGUGGUGAAAGGAAGGGAUUGUGAGAUCAGCGUGUUUGGGGGGGGGGCGACUAAAGGGAAAGAGGUGUUUAGCCAGAGAACGCGCUCCAUGGAUUUCCUAUGAAGUCAGUGGUCUUGGGUUUAACUUUGAAACAAAUAAAAAUUUUUAAAAACUGA